This is a messenger RNA of Procambarus clarkii (red swamp crayfish), 3807 nucleotides long. Its product is annotated as L-sorbose 1-dehydrogenase. The record is from RefSeq and is a predicted model, not a curated record. Gene Ontology annotation, molecular function: flavin adenine dinucleotide binding; oxidoreductase activity, acting on CH-OH group of donors. NCBI's taxonomy places the organism in Eukaryota, Metazoa, Arthropoda, Malacostraca, Decapoda, Cambaridae.
UGAGUAACCAAGGAGAACUGGUUGGAGGUGUAGAGGAAGUUGAUGCGUGGUGGAAGCUCACAGUUGACCAGGAGAUUGCCAGAGUGUAACCUCAACCUCAAAGUUUGAGUGACAAUGUUGGCGGGGAACACCCUGGUGUCGGCGGGCCGGGGGCUGAUGAUGGCGGGGUUGGUGCCCCUGGUGCGCUUCCUGCUGCUCACAGUCGUCAGGGACGCUGACCACCGGGACUACGAGCUCUCCGGCCCCCUCGCUCCCCAGUACGACUUUAUCGUUGUUGGUGCAGGAGCAGCUGGAUGUGCUGUGGCAGCCAGGCUGUCGGAGGAGGCGGGGUGGCAGGUGCUGGUGGUGGAGGCCGGCGAGCCACCAGCACCAGAGAGCUACAUCCCAGCUCUCUGGCAGUUCGCCUACCUCUACGCCUACCCCCCAACAUGGGCAUAUAGGUCCACUCCACAAAAAUACGGCCUCCUCAACGUUGCUAACCGGGAGGCGGUCCUGACGCAGGGGCGAGCGCUGGGGGGCGGCACAGUAAUAAACGGGUUGGUGUACAGUCGCGGCAACCGACGAGACUAUGAUGGUUGGGCAGCCCUUGGUAACUACGGCUGGGACUACGCCUCCGUCCUCCCUUACUUCAUCAAGUCAGAAGACUACCGCGGCCCGCUGCUGCCUAGUACUGCCAAGUACCACGGUAAGGGAGGACCUCUGGGAGUCACAGCCAACAACAUGGUGGCCCUUAACAAAGCCUUCGUCCAAGCCGGCCGCGAAUUAGGCUACCCAGCAGUCGACCCAAGCGGGCCUGAGCAGUUAGGCUUCCCCUCCCACGGAAUGUAUACCAUCCGUGACGGGGUCCGCAGCUCCACGGCCGAGGCCUACCUCAGACCUGCCUCCUCUAGGCCUAACUUCCAUAUACUUCACAGCGCCACUGUCCUCCAGGUGUUGUUCGACGACCAGAAAAAGGCAGUGGGGGUGAAGCUGGAGCACAAAGGAAAGGUGGUGACAGUCGGGGCCCGACGGGAGGUGGUGUUGUCCGCAGGGGCAUUUCGGUCGCCCCACCUGUUGAUGGUGUCAGGAGUGGGACCCAAGCACCACCUGCAGCACCACAAGGUGAAGGUGGUGGCAGAUGUACCGGGAGUGGGCCAGAACCUGCAAGACCACGUUGUUAUCCAUGGCCUCAGUUGGACCACCAAGAAGGGCGUUUCCAGCUCCACCAUUAAAAACACCUUGAACUUCGCGUCCAUCAAGCAGUAUAUUGAAAAUAGGGGAGGUCCUCUGGGAGACACGCUGUCAGGAGUACACGACGCCUGGGUGAAGGUGUCUGAGGGCGGGGACCCGCUCUUACCAGACAUACAGCUGCUUUUCGCUCCUACAACAUCAGCCUACGACCUGGGUGUGUUUACACCAGGCAUUCAGGGGGCUGAUCACAACAGCUUCAAAAACUACAUGAAGGAGAUCUACGGGCUGGACGGGUUCAGUAUCAGACCAAUCCUUCUCCGCCCUAAGAGUCGGGGGUCAGUCAUUCUUAAGUCCAACGACCCCAAAGAAUUUCCAGUUAUUGACCCCAACUACCUCAGUCACCCAGAUGACGUCCAGACCCUGGCUAAUGGCAUCAAGUUCUCUGUCGUGCUAGGCAAUACCUCGGCCUUUGUCAACAACUUCGAAGCUAAGUUUCAUGAUAAGAAACUACAAGAGUGUGGCCGGGAGGUGACCAACAGCAACACCUACUGGCUCUGCUACGCUGCCCACAUGUCUUCCACAUACCUCCACCCGGUCGGCACCUGCAAGAUGGCGCCACCCUCUGACCCCAUGGGUGUGGUUGACCCCCACUUGAGAGUCCGCGGGGUUUCCGGGCUGCGGGUGGUGGACGCGUCCAUCAUGCCAAAUAUGGUCUCCGGCAACACUAAUGCGCCCAUUAUCAUGAUCGGAGAGCGGGCCGCUGACAUCAUUAAACAAGACUGGAACACUAACGGCUAGCUGACUCCACGUGUGUGAAACCUUCCCUGGAAACACAAACCGAAACUGUCUCUAUUUUCCGCUUGAUACAACUUGUAAUAAAGUUGUUACAUCUUGGCUUAACGUGUUUAUGACGUAUUAGAACGUUGGUACAACUUGCUAUAUUGGUUGUUAUAACUGGUUAGGAGGUGUUAAAACUUGUUCAAACGUUGUACCAACGUCGUAGUUUCGGUGUGUGUUUGGCGGGUUGUGACCAUCUUCAUAUAUUAACACCACUACAGUCUAUGCUAGAAAUGAUUGUUCGAAUUCUUCGCAUUGUAAACAAAAAAAUAGAAUAAACGUCAUCCAAUGUACCGUAAACAUCACUAACACUAUAAUCGCAACAUCGACCAUAAACUUCACUGCCAACAGAAUUUACCAAUGCUCACUACCUCAGCCAUGCAUACAUCCUAUAAGUCACCAACCCCUGAUCACAAUGUUUCCUUACCCAUCGUAAACAGACGUCAAAUGAGCCCCACUUGUAAUGCUUGUGAUGAACAUUGCUUCCCUUACCCUAUGAUUUUUUGCUGACUACUGAGAUUCCUGUUAACUCAUAUAAGGCAGGAGAGCGCAACUCAACGGUCACGGAGUACACAACUAGACACAAUAAAGAUCUUUGGCACAAAUAUCAUAACAUUUGUUUAUAAACUCCUCUCAACUAAUGCGUCUCAUUUUGUACGUUAUGGUCCCUAACGUACACAUUUCAAAAUACUAUGAAAAGAAGUGUCUCAUAAAUAUCUAUUUUCAGUAAGUUAGGUUAGGAGGCCUGUUGAGGUUCUUACGUUUCUGGUUAGAUUAGGACUUUGUAGUUUGUACGUUGUGACAAAUCAAGAGAACGGUCUGUAAGGCUGUUUGGAACUUAAAAAAUGAUGAUAUAUCAGUGGGCCUAAUGAUAAAUCACUUUUUUCUACACAUAAUGAAACUUUUCUCAUUUUCUUCCAUAAUUUUUUGCUGCCAAUAAAUUUAAUUUUCUUGAUUUAUUUAAUUUAAUAUAAUUGUAAACAUAAGUAAUCGUAUAGACACAAAGCACAUUAUAAAGGCUUGGACACACCAAUUCUGACAAGAGUUAACUAUUGGAAAGUUUUAUUUAUUUUAUCCUAUAAAUAUGUGCUGUACUCUAAGAUUUGUUUUGGAUUUCUUUCAUCUUAUUGACUUGUUAAACGCUGUACUCUCAAAGGGGAUAAGAUAAGAUAAUUAUCAGUAGAAAGCACAAUCAUUACGACAAGCACUUCACUAGCCUUCACUAGCAAGCCCUCCCGUGGACACUCCACCCUCAGCCUUCAUUAGCAAGCCCUCCCGUGGACACUCCACCCUCAGCCUUCACUAGCAAGCCCUCCCGUGGACACUCCACCCUCAGCCUUCACUAGCAAGCCCUCCCGUGGACACUCCACCUUCAGCCUUCACUAGCAAGCCCUCCCGUGGACACUCCACCCUCAGCCUUCACUAGCUGUCAUGAUUGAAUAUAAUCUAAACACUUAAGCUGAAGCUACUCGUUCCACAGGAGACAUCUCCCGUCACGCAGGGUGCAGUCGCACCUCCACAGAUCUCCAGUAUCAUCUAUUGAUACUGGUGAUGGCUCAAAAGGGCCACCACUUACGAGCUACUCAUGCCCUUGCCACCUUUUGGGUGGCUUAAUCUUCAUCAAUCAAUCUGAAGCUACUAUUACAGACGAUGAGUCACAACAAGGUGGGUGAAGACAUGAUGACCACACGUCAGAAAAUGAAGAAACGACGACGCUUCGGUCGUCCUGUGCCAUUAUUUUUAGCAUUAAAUAUUUUCUUUGAUUUGUUUACUGCCUUAAUAAAAUACAUUAAAGUUAAA